This is a messenger RNA of Laetiporus sulphureus 93-53, 321 nucleotides long. RefSeq lists its product as uncharacterized. Lineage: Eukaryota; Fungi; Basidiomycota; Agaricomycetes; Polyporales; Laetiporaceae. The coding region runs from base 1 to 321 and encodes 106 amino acids. The record is from RefSeq and is a predicted model, not a curated record. The transcript is spliced from 2 exons.
AUGUCAGAUGUGGAGAGCCGGAUCCUGACAGCUGCCGAUGCGAUGGUCCAUGGCAUAAUGGGCAGCAACUCUUCAAGCACGUCGUCACCCAUAGUGGUCGCAUCAUCUUCGGCUACCAUGUCCUCAGUCGCAGCGAUGCGUGUGAGUGCAAUCGCCACGUCGGCGCAGGUGCAGAAGCGGAACGCCGAGUUCGCCUCGCUCAAAGAGAGCUCAAGCUUCGCCGGUGAGCUGCCGCCGUUCACUUUGCGCAGUGCAUGGAUGAUGGGUACGCUCUCCGGUACUUCCGCAGCUCCAGCUUCGACAAGUCUGGCACGUCAGUGA